UCCCCUUUACGCAGCACAGCAGGUUCCCAAAGAAACCUGCGUUAUUACCUCGCAGUACGUGACGAAUUACCCAUUUCACUUUGGUUCUUAACCGCCGUCUGGAUAUACAAAGCAAUGUGAUUAUCAAUGGACUAUGAAUGGCUACCACAGCAGAGCUGGUUCACACCUUUGAACAUUAACCUAUUAACAUAAUUGUGAGAAGAAAUGUUCUUCUUUGAAAGUAGUACUGCUUUGGAAGUGCAUAAAAUACAUCGCGAUAGAAGAAGAUGAAACAUUUUGGAGUGGCUCAUAUUUAGGCACAUACAUCGAUUGUCUUAUGCAAGCCUCAGGGACGGAGGCUAGCUGGUACUGACUGGAAGUUAUCACGGUCAUGUUUAGGGAGCGGACCCGCUAUUGUCAAAGUAGAGAUGAAAUGACCAAUGGGUACAUGUACUGAAAAGAAUAAAAUAUUUUCAUUCAGAUACUGGUUUUCUCGCUUACUUUGCCUCUGAAACCAGGUGAUUAGCCCGUACCUUGUGGAUAAACUUUCGCUGAAUACUUCCCUCUUCUCUACCACCGAUUCCAGGAAGCUUUCAACAUCCGCAGAUGUUCUUUCAUCUCCACUUCAGGUCUGGAGUAUCAUCUAUAGUUAGUGACCAAGAAGAUUGCUUUAAAAGGGGCUAAAGUAAAGAACCAACAUUACCUGAGCGUCGCUUUUGAAUCCCAAUAUUGACUUUGAUUAUUUGAGUUUCGUCUGACUACUGGACGUUGACAAACAGACCAACAAGAGGGACUUUACUCAUCGUUCUUCCCUACGUCAAUAUUAUCGCGUGAAUGAGGUAGUAAAGCCAAAUUGGAGCACUUUCUCUUUCAAAAAAGGGGAAAUAUUUGGUUACCGAUAAUUAUAUCCUUUACGUUAAACAUGAAUCCUCUAGCGUGCAUCCAAAAUAUAUUUCCUCUGAUUAUUUUAUCGAUAUUCGGGUCGUUUGCUCUGUCUCAGCAGGCAGAGUCAUCGAGACAGAUGAGGCAUGCGAGGGGUACUGCGGGGGAUACAGAGUUGGAGAAGCUACAACUGACGGAAGAAGAACUCUUGCAGGACCUGGAAGACCUGCACCGCCUCGUUCGACGGGGAGCGGAGGACCUGACAAGCCUUAAUUGCCCUCCUUGUGAGCGGCUUCACUGCAGCCCCAAGAAGGCCUCCAAACUCAACUGUAAGGGCGAGAUCACGUUGGGAGUAUGUAACUGUUGCCCAAGGUGCGCCAAAGUAGAAGGAGAGAGCUGUGGAGGAAAGUGGGAUUAUCUUGGACGUUGUGAGUCGGGAUCAGAAUGUGCGCCCGAUACCAGUACGGGAAUACAGAUUAACAGCCAACCUCAACAAGGAGUCUGCAGGAGAAGAUUGAGUGUACCAGUUGAAGCACAUGGUGACUGGAGUCAUGACCAACCUCCUCCCGGCCCGCCAACAUGUGAACCUAAAUGCACGCCAGAAUUCUGCAGAACCAACUCUAAAGCCAUUUGCUCUGCAACAGAUAAUGCAGAUGUCCCUCAGAGUUGCCAAGGUCAGUGUCAGCACACGUCCUGCCUAGCAUGUCAGUUCAUCACCGAGGAGCCUGACUGCGGCCGCUGCUCUACGGAUGACUUUAGGUGUAUUCGACGCUAUGCAAAGUGUCUACGAAGAAACCACUGCUCAAAGCGGUACUUCCCUUGCCUCCUGAAAGAAACACCGGAAUUAACAGGAAAGUUCCAGUGCAAAGUACCAGAGUGCAGCACCAGUUUAUAAGAGCACGCUUCAUCUUUAACCAUAGCAGUUCAGAAGUUACUAAAGAUCUCAAUCAAUCAAAUUUCACUCCUCAAAAUUGGCAACUUCUAUUUUUAUCUUUCAAUCUUACAUAGCUGAAAACAAAUAAUCAAAAGAUGUAAGGUGACACUGAACUGCUGUGGGAUAUCUUAGUUAUUGAGACCAAAGUACUUUUGUUUUUAAAUAUCAUAACAAAGUGUUAACCUUUAAGCAAUAAAAACCUUUCAAAAAGUGAAGAAGAAAAAAAAGGUGGAAUGAAAAAUCCAAACUACUGGUUAGAUUAUUACCGGUAAUCAGCAAUUAAAAUAUUUUUCAUUUAUUUACAACUGUAAAUUCACCAAGAUUGUUAUGGUUGGCAGGAAAAGGUUCAAUCAUACAAUCUGAAACUCAUUAACCCCAAUACUAUGUGAUUGGAAAGAGGCUGUACAAGUUUGGGGAAAAUCCUACUCAUUGGCUAACUCAUUGGCUAACAAGACAAAUAAAUAGAUAUUAACAAAUCAUUAAUCAAAUCACAAACAUUGUUUGGAUUCAUACAUUCAUGUACCAAGUUGAUAUCAUGUCCAUCAUUUGUGCUUUGGUUUAAAAACUUGAAUGGUGUCCAUAACCAAUGACCACAAUGGGACAUACCUAACAAAAGAAUAUUUUGUGCACAAUUUUUUAAUAAAAUAAUUUUCUUGUUAUUGUAUAGAGUAUAAUAAGAAUCAAGAUGACCAAUUGUAAUGAAAUUAAAUUGAUGGUAUGACAAGAAAAUCUAUAGAAUGAUCAGAAAUAUAUUGCAAACUGGAGGGAAAUAUUUGACUACAGAUGAAGGAAGAGUUAUUCGGUUAGAAUUUAAUUUCAAGUGUGUGUUUUCAUCAGGAGGGCUAAAUUCAUUGAAGAAUCACAAACGUAAUUACAAAAUAUAUCAAGAUAAAAACUGACUACAAAAUUGUAUCCUCUCAAGAUAGGAAUACUGGAAUAAAACAGUAGGACUGACAUUUUUCAUUGAUACUUUUUUGUUAUCCUAAUGCAAGAUGAAAAUAGAUAUUCCUUUAAUGCUUAAUUCUCCUUCUUCCUGAUUGUUCACUAUAUUGUAAGUCUGAUAUCAACAAAGCAUAGUUCUAAUACAAGGGAUUAACAUCUGUGCAAAUGACUUCCUUUAAAAAUUUGAUUUUUACUGUAAAUAAUGUAGGCUUUAAUUUAUUGAAUAUGAAUAACGAUCAUGCUAAUUGUACAUAUUUGGAUGAAUGCAAAUGAUGUGAAAUCGUGAAUACAUGUUUAUCAGUUCUUUUGUGUUUAGUUAUUGUGGAAUUAUGAAUUUAAUAACAGUUCUUGAGAACUGACACAGUAGAAUAAAAAAAUAGCAGGAAAUAACAUACAUGUAGAUAUGUCUUUUGACAUGUUUUUUUUUUUAGGAGGGGGGGGGGGGGGAGCUAAAACCUGGAGAGAAAAGUCCUGGACUAGUAUCCAAUGAAAUUAAUUUCCUCGAUUUAACCAGUACACUGAAUUACCAAUUCUAAAGAGGGUAGAAUAAUAGAAAUAUAAAUUAAUUAAUUGAGAACAAAAGUGCUGGCAUAUAUGUGAGUGUAUAUGACAAAUGAUUGUAUUCAUGCUUGGACUGACUAUUGUAUCAUAAUUAUGUUUUUCUGUUUUGUUUUCAAAGUUGAAUUCCUGACAAAAUUGUUUGUGUGAAAAAUUGUUACUUUUGUACAUAUUCUUAUUUAUUUGCAUAAUAAAAUGCUAAAUUAAAGUUUAAAAUUG
This is a messenger RNA of Strongylocentrotus purpuratus (purple sea urchin), 3514 nucleotides long. RefSeq names its product cysteine-rich motor neuron 1 protein. Gene Ontology annotation, molecular function: insulin-like growth factor binding. Lineage: Eukaryota; Metazoa; Echinodermata; Echinoidea; Camarodonta; Strongylocentrotidae. Gene Ontology annotation, biological process: regulation of cell growth; regulation of signal transduction. The transcript is spliced from 4 exons. Bases 902 to 1756 code for a protein of 284 amino acids. Gene Ontology annotation, cellular component: extracellular region. The record is from RefSeq and is a predicted model, not a curated record.